Didymodactylos carnosus is the source of this 1015-nucleotide messenger RNA. Lineage: Eukaryota; Metazoa; Rotifera; Eurotatoria; Philodinida; Philodinidae. The record is from the annotation of a GenBank genome assembly.
AUGUUACGACUUCAUUUACCAAAGAAAGGUGAUUUACGUGAUCCAAAUAAUUGGAGAGAUAUAACGCUACUGUCGAUACCUGGGAAAGUGCUUUGUGCAAUAUUAGCAGAUAGGAUAAGACCAGCAAUAGAGAAAGUUUUACGUGAAGAACAAGCCGGCUUUAGACCAAAUAGAGGGUGUAGCGAUCAAAUUUUCACCCUAAGACGAAUUAUAGAAAAAUCAAUAAACAAAAGAUAUGGUAUUAUUUUGAAUUUUAUUGACUUUGAAAAAGCAUUUGAUUCAGUACAUCAGGAAUCAUUAUGGGAAAUUCUAAAGUCUUACGGUAUACCAACAAAAAUCGUAGAAAUCAUCAAAAGCUUAUAUGAAGAUGCUGAGUCGUGUGUGAAGGUAAAUGAAGAAGAGAAUACUGCAUGGUUUAAGAUCAAGACGGGAGUUAGACAAGAAUGUAUUCUUUCACCUUUACUGUUUAUUAUUGCGAUUGAUUGGGUACUUCAAAAAGCUCUGAAAGAUCAAAAGUUAGGAAUUAAAUUGAAUUAUAAACAGGAAAUAGAAGAUUUGGAUUUUGCAGACGAUAUCGUACUUAUAGCUGAUAAUACACAGAAAAUGCAAGAAAAAACAGAUCGUAUAGAUACUCAUAGUAAAUCAAUAGGGCUAAAAAUAAAUGCAAGGAAAACAAAUAUUAUGGUGGUAAAUGAAAACAAGUUUGGAGAUGAUGUAGAGAUUAUGGUUAAUAACAAUAAAUUGGCAAAAGCGCAGGAGUUUAUGUAUUUGGGCAGCAAAAUAUCUCAAAGCGGUGACAUCAUGAUAGAGAUAAACAAUAGAAUAGCUAAAGCAGCAUAUGCACUGACAGCACUAAACAAAGUAUGGCAAAAUAAAAGUAUUCCAUUGAAAACAAAGAUGCAACUGUACAGAGCAAAUGUAAUAGCAGUGCUCAUAUAUAGUAGUGAAACGUGGCAGCUAACCAAACAACAAGAAGAAAAAAUAAAUUCUUUUGAUUACAUAUGUUUGAGGAAAA